Arabidopsis arenosa is the source of this 719-nucleotide messenger RNA. The record is from the annotation of a GenBank genome assembly. Lineage: Eukaryota; Viridiplantae; Streptophyta; Magnoliopsida; Brassicales; Brassicaceae.
AGAUUUGUUCUUAGCAAUCUUUGACGACACUCGAAGGAAAAAUUUCUUUAAAAAGGAUUAAUUAGGAUGCAGCCUACGAGCUCAAUGAAUGAAGAAUUCCUAAAGAAAUGGCAAAUGGGUCUUCAGAUAUUCCGUCCUUCGAUAGACAACACGAGUGUCCACGAGAGAAAGAAAGCAAUAAAGCUCUCUGCAGACGUUGCAAUGGCUUCUCUCAGAAAAGGAACAACUUGUUGGAGCCGAGCCCUAAUCGAAAAAACCGCCACCGAGGACAAUUUUCUCGUACGUCAGAUGCUUUCUGGUAUCAAAGCGGAAUCGCUAAUCAACAAGAAGUUGCCUAAAAAGAUUGUGUGUCAUAGGAAGAUCGUGAGGCGAAGCAAGAAGAUCUUGAGGAGGAAAUCGAAAUCAGCGAGCGAGGAGGCCGCAGCAAAAGCUAAGAGACUCGUUAAGAGACGGACUCAAGGAUUAAGAAACGUUGUCCCCGGUGGUGAGUUGAUGAGCAAUGACGUCUUGUUGCUACAAGAAACCUUAGAUUACAUUGUGUCGCUUCAAACGCAAGUAAAUGUUAUGAGAAGUAUUGUUGAUGCUGCCGAGGCCGAAAUUGAGAGGUAAAUGGUUUUUUUUUUUUUUUGAUGCGGGGAUUAAUUGCGAAAGCAUGAUCUUGAUCGGAUCUCGUUGUUGUUCAUUAGAACCGUAUGUUGUUCGGACAAUUGCGAGGAUGG